AUGAAUAUUACAACUAUUACAACUACCAAGCAAUUUGUGUUUAAGUGUUACCUUUGGAAACGUCGGUUUCUUGGAGAAGGCUUCAUCGAAACUUCAGUUGAAUCCAAGGAAACAGCUGAAACAGUAGCUACAGGUGAGUCGGAGAACACAAUUAAAGAUGUUGCAAAAGAAGCUGAUGAUGAUGAGGAUGAUGAUGAUGAUGAGGAGGAAGAACAGGAAGGGGAUGAGGAUGAUGAUGAAAAUGAAGAGGAAGAAGUGGUAGUUGCAGAAACUGAGAAUCAAGAAGAAGGAGAGGAUUUAGUUAAUAAUAAGGCUGCUGAAGCUAAGAAGCAUCUUCAAAUGAUUGGAGUCCAACUCUUGAAAGAAUCUGAUGAAGCAAACAGAACAAAGAAACCUGGGAAGAGGGCAUCUCGUAUGACACUUGAGGAUGAUGCAGAUGAGGAUUGGUUCCCAGAGGACCCAUUUGAAGCAUUCAAAGAAAUGAGGGAAAGGAAAGUAUUUGACGUGUCUGACAUGUAUACAAUAGCAGAUGUUUGGGGUUGGACAUGGGAGAAGGAUUUUAAGAACAAAACUCCGAGGAAAUGGUCACAAGAGUGGGAAGUCGAGUUGGCAAUUGUACUCAUGACAAAGGCAAGAGUCCCUUCAAACCUCUAA
Molecule: messenger RNA, 654 nt
Organism: Camelina sativa (false flax)
Lineage: Eukaryota; Viridiplantae; Streptophyta; Magnoliopsida; Brassicales; Brassicaceae
Source: RefSeq, a predicted model, not a curated record